UUUGCCUCGACCUCGACAGCCUCUUUCCUUUGCUUCGUUGCCGCUCUUCACCCUGCUUCUCCCUACGAAUUCAACACGCCCGACGCUUUACACGUCGACCCCAGUGCGUGUCGGAGGAGGAGGAGUGAGAGGAGGGUGGGCGGCGACAAGCUGGUAGUCCAAUGGUAGCGCCAUUGCAAUGAGUCUCCGAUUAAGUAGGAGCUUAUCGUCAUCGGCUACCGACCCACGAUUAUCUUCGCUCCGCCGUCUUCGGACCACCAUGGCUCAGUUGCAGCAGGGGACGCUUCUUAAUCAUCGGGGAAUGUCAAUUUGCUCAACUUUAUUUUGUACUGGAGAACUGUUUACGAGGUCAUUUAACCUUAAAACUCGAAGCGCACCUAGUGCGCUCAUGACUAAACAUCUUAAGAAUCAGGAAGCUGUUAAUGGCUUUACAAGGUUUCAUGGCGGUCCGUCUUUUGGCCUUUUACAUGCUAGACCUGUACUUUCGAGCAUUGCAGCAGACAGGUCAUUCUUUAGCAUUCGAUUGAAAUUCCCUGGUAAUGAAGCUUUGGCUACCAGGUUUUACUCUCAAAGUUCUCGACCAUUUAAUCAAAAUGAUGAUGCCUCUGUAAGGGAUGGGAUAAGAGGUGUCACUGGAUUGGGUUUUAAGGGUUUCAAAAAAAAUUGGAAGAAGGCAAAGCAGUUGGCUGAUCAAAGUAAAAAGUCUGCUGCUUCUUUGCCCAUUGUAUCAGAAUCUUCGAAAGAGGAUAUCUCCGUAGAUGUCCAAGAAAAAAUUGCUGAUACAGCAAAAGAAGUAAACUUGAGUUCAUCAUCUAUGACAUCACUUGCUAGUGGAGCUAAACAGGAUAAGAGCAUUAGGAGACGAGAGCUUGCACGGAGCAAAAAGAGCAAAGAACAAAAGCGCGAUCCUUUGAAGAAAGAUUCUAAAAGUGCUGCUCGAGGAGAAGUGUCAGACCAGAAGAAAGGUGAAUCCUUGUCUGCAUCGAAUUUGAAGUCAGGCGGAAGUCAUCCUGACUCGAAGGAACUCCUAGAGGCUCCUGCUUCUGCAAAAAAAAGUUUGGGCAAGAAAGUGCGAAAUUCUAAACAAAAAUCUGUGAAGACAUCUGUUGAGCCAAUGGGAGAAAAGAAAGAUCAAGCAAUCAACAAAGUGAGUUCGCCAAGUCAGAGGAUUUUGAAGUCUUUUUAUCCCCCUGAGGGGAGAUCUGUUGUGGUUGUAGAAUCUGUUACAAAAGCAAAGGUUAUUCAAGGCUAUCUUGGUGAUAUGUCUGAAGUUAUUCCAAGCUAUGGCCAUGUAAGGGACUUGGCAGCACGAUCAGGAUUUGUUCGUCCUGAUGAUGACUUUAGUAUGGUCUGGGAGGUGCCAUCUGCUGCUUGGACCCAUCUGAAGAGUAUCAAGGUUGCCCUAAGCGGAGCAGAUAAUCUAAUUCUAGCUUCAGAUCCUGAUCGUGAGGGCGAGGCUAUUGCUUGGCACAUCAUUGAGAUGUUGUAG
Messenger RNA from Syzygium oleosum, 1489 nucleotides. RefSeq lists its product as uncharacterized. Gene Ontology annotation, biological process: DNA topological change. The record is from RefSeq and is a predicted model, not a curated record. The transcript is spliced from 4 exons. Bases 179 to 1489 code for a protein of 436 amino acids. Gene Ontology annotation, molecular function: DNA topoisomerase type I (single strand cut, ATP-independent) activity; DNA binding. Lineage: Eukaryota; Viridiplantae; Streptophyta; Magnoliopsida; Myrtales; Myrtaceae.